AUGAGCGGCUACGAGCUCCACCAGAAGCUGCGCACCAAGACGGUGCGCCAGGUCAAAAAGAAGCAGUACGACGAGGCCAUCUCGACCCUCUACCAGGGCGCCAUUGAUCUGCUCGACCAAAAGGAGCAGGGAAGCGCCUGCGACCUCGCCCUGUACAUGAUCGACGUGUACGGCUUCAAGUCGCAGCAGGUCGACUCUGAGAGCAGGGACCGCAUCACCGAGAUCCUCGGCAAAGCCCAACCGGACUUUUGGAGAAAGAAGGUCAUCGAUGCGGCGCUCAAGUGGUCCGCCAAGGCGUCCGAUGCACCCGCCGGCGACCCGCUGCUGCGUCUCUACAUUGCCAAGAUGCUGGCCAAGGAGUCGGCGUACCACCUGGCCGAGCCCCACUUCAUUUCGGCCUGCAUCCCGGCGCCGACGACCUACACCAUCGAGAGCGCGCCCAAGGCAUUUGCGCAGAUGAUGCUCGACUGGCUCGUCGAGCACUCCAAGGCGGCCACCGAGGUCGAGGGCGAGACGAGGGACACCAACGCAAUCGAGAGGAUCGAGGCGGGCCGCUUCGCUCUCCGAGGCGUCAUGCCUCUGCUCGCCAGCAGGGCCGUCUCACCGGCCCGCAGCUUCCUGACAGGCUACAUCGAGCUGACGACGACGCGCCAAAAGUCGCUGCUGCUGCCCGUCCAGCCCAACCCGCGCCCCUAUGUGCCGCCGGGAAGCAGCGGCAGCGCGGCCAAGUCGGACCUGCAGCUCUACCUCACCGCCAACGCCGACCUCAACUUUGCCCAGAUGGCGCUGGCGCUCUGCAUCGAGGGCGACAGGAUCAAGUCGACCGGAUCCGGGUCCAGGGCCGCCCCGGACUGGCUCAAGAGCGCCUGGACGGCGCUGGUGCGCCAGUACGAGCGGGAGGCUGCCGCGCUGCAGCAGGAAGAGGGCGUUCGAGAGACGAUCCCGCACCUCUCGGCCAUCUACUUUGACAUUCAGCCGCCGCGCGCGCAGUCCAACAUGCUCUCGGACAUGAUGGCCUCGCUCUUUGGCGGCGGCGGCCCCGCCGCUGGUGGAGCGUCGGCAGCGCGGGCAACACAGCCGGCAGCCACGAGCAUCAAGCAGGCCCCGCCGCCGUCGAAACCCGCGCAGACGGCCGCGCCCGCCUCGACGUCGGCACCAUCGGCGCAGGCCGAUGAUCUCGUCGACGAUGAGAUGGAUUGA
Messenger RNA from Pseudozyma flocculosa PF-1, 1200 nucleotides. RefSeq lists its product as uncharacterized. Lineage: Eukaryota; Fungi; Basidiomycota; Ustilaginomycetes; Ustilaginales; Ustilaginaceae. The transcript has 5 exons. Gene Ontology annotation, cellular component: cytosol. Gene Ontology annotation, biological process: protein insertion into ER membrane. The coding region runs from base 1 to 1200 and encodes 399 amino acids. The record is from RefSeq and is a predicted model, not a curated record. Gene Ontology annotation, molecular function: protein binding.